Molecule: messenger RNA, 1224 nt
Organism: Penicillium oxalicum
Lineage: Eukaryota; Fungi; Ascomycota; Eurotiomycetes; Eurotiales; Aspergillaceae
Product: mRNA guanylyltransferase
Exons: 1
Coding region: 1-1224 (407 amino acids)
Biological process (GO): 7-methylguanosine mRNA capping
Cellular component (GO): mRNA capping enzyme complex
Molecular function (GO): ATP binding; mRNA guanylyltransferase activity
Source: RefSeq, a predicted model, not a curated record
AUGAGCCACGCAGUUCCAGAUCUCGACGCCAUAGGCGUCAAAGCAGAGCCCGAUCUUGCCGACUCUUUUCGUCGUGAAGUUGCCCACCUUCUCGGCCGCAACAACCUUAAUUUCCCCGGCGCGCAACCGGUCAGUUUCUCCGCCAAACACCUCGUCGAGCUCCAAAAAGAAGAUUACUUCGUUUGCGAAAAGACGGAUGGCAUUCGUUGCUUGAUGUACUUUGCGCGCGGAGAUACCGCCGACGUGCCGGAAAUCCAUUACCUCAUCGAUCGUAAAAAUGACUAUCGCUACGUCCCGGGCUUGCAUUUCCCCCUUCCAGAUGACGAAACAUUUCAAUCCUUUCACGUCGAUACGCUCAUAGAUGGUGAAUUGGUCAACGACACCUACGAUGAUGGAACACAGCAGCUGAAGUACCUGGUGUUUGACUGCUUGGUCUUGGACGGACAAAGUCUCAUGCACCGCACUCUUGACAAACGACUCGCAUACUUCAAAGAAAAAGUCUUGAAGCCAUAUAACGCUAUGUACAACAAAUUCCCUCAAGAAAAGGAGCAUCGUGCUUUCGCUGUCGAAGACAAAUCUACACAAUUCAGUUAUGGCAUCGAGAUGAUGUUCCGCGACAUUAUUCCAAAGGUCAAGCGCAUCCACGGUAAUGACGGUCUUAUCUUCACAUGUCGAAGUACACCCUACCGAAUUGGUACGGACGAGCACAUUUUGAAAUGGAAGCCUCCUGCGGAAAACACCAUCGAUUUCCGGAUGCGCCUGGAAUUCCCCGUCCUGGAGCCGGACACCGACGAUGAGGCCGAGGGUGUUACGGAAGCCUAUCCUGACUAUGAUGCCAUUCCGAUCUGUCAUCUGUUCACAAUGCUCAACAGCAACGAGUACCGACAUUUUGGCGAGAUGUACGUCACGCCGGAGGAAUGGGAGAAUAUGAAGGCACUGCAGGUCCCGCUCGAUGAUUCCAUUGUUGAAUGCUUUAAAGACCCAGAACAGCGGUGGCGAUUCUACCGGUUGCGGGAUGACAAAGCAGACGCGAAUCACAUCUCGACGGUGGAAAAGGUUCUUGAAAGUAUUGAAGACCGCGUUACCGAGGAAGACCUUAUUCGGAUUGCACCCGCCAUCAAAUCCGCCUGGAAAAAGCGACAGGCCAUGGCGGCAGAAGGGAAAUCUCGAAGCGGAGGACCCCCUGUCAAUGGCAACGGCGUAAAGCGGAAGUUUGAGGAGUGA